Naumovozyma dairenensis CBS 421 is the source of this 1164-nucleotide messenger RNA. It is a transcript of the gene OLA1, whose product is annotated as Obg-like ATPase. Gene Ontology annotation, cellular component: cytoplasm. The transcript has a single exon. Lineage: Eukaryota; Fungi; Ascomycota; Saccharomycetes; Saccharomycetales; Saccharomycetaceae. Gene Ontology annotation, molecular function: ATP binding; ATP hydrolysis activity; GTP binding. The record is from RefSeq and is a predicted model, not a curated record. The coding region runs from base 1 to 1164 and encodes 387 amino acids.
AUGCCACCAAAGAAGCAAACUGAAGAAAAAAAAGUCCUACUAGGUCGUCCAGGUAACAACUUGAAAGCUGGUAUUGUUGGUCUAGCCAACGUUGGUAAAUCCACUUCCUUUCAAGCCAUUACUAGAUCUCCAUUAGGUAACCCAGCCAAUUAUCCAUUUGCUACCAUUGAUCCAGAAGAAGCUCGUGUCAUUGUCCCAUCUCCAAGAUUCGAUGAAUUAUGUGCUAUUUAUAACAAGACUGCUUCUAAAGUCCCAGCUCAUUUGACCGUUUAUGAUAUUGCUGGUUUGUCUAAAGGUGCUUCUGCUGGUGAAGGGUUAGGUAACGCUUUCUUGUCUCAUAUUAGAGCUGUCGAUUCCAUUUAUCAAGUUGUGCGUUGUUUUGAUGAUGCUGAAAUUAUUCAUAUUGAAGGUGAUGUUGAUCCUGUUCGUGAUUUGGAAAUUAUUAGUACUGAAUUAGGGUUAAAAGAUGUGGAAUUUUGUGAGAAGGCUCUUGAAGCUGCUGAAAAGAUCGCUAAGAGAGGUGGUCAAUCUUUAGAAGUUAAACAAAAGAAAGAGGAAGCUGAAUUGAUUAAACGUAUUAUUGAAUUGAUACAAAGUGGUCAAAGAGUUGCCAAUCAAACUUGGACUCCAAAGGAAGUGGAAAUUAUUAAUACUAUGAUGUUGUUGACUGCUAAACCAUGUAUUUAUUUGAUUAAUUUGUCUGAAAAGGAUUAUAUAAGAAAGAAGAAUAAGCAUUUGCUAAGAAUUAAAGAAUGGGUGGAUAAACAUUCUCCAGGUGAUUUAAUCAUCCCAUUCAGUGUUCCAUUGGAAGAAAAAUUAUCUCAUAUGAGUGAAGAAGAAGCUGCUGAAGAAUUGAAAAAAUUGGGUACCGUUUCAGCUUUACCAAAGAUUAUUACUACCAUGAGACAAAAAUUAGAUUUAAUUUCCUUUUUCACUUGUGGUCCAGAUGAAGUUCGUGAAUGGACUAUUAGAAGAGGUACUAAAGCCCCUCAAGCUGCCGGUGUUAUUCAUAAUGAUUUAAUGAAUACUUUCAUCUUAGCUCAAGUUACCAAAUAUGAAGAUGCUAUUGAAUAUAAAGAUGAAGCUGCCGUUAAAGCUGCUGGUAAAUUACAACAAAAGGGUAAAGAUUAUGUAGUUGAAGACGGUGAUAUCAUCUAUUUCUAG